GUGGGUUCCUAGCAACUAGCAGGGUAGUGUUGCUAUCAUAGCAACAACAAAGGCCCACACAGCAUGGCGGAUGAUUUGGAUGCAUUGCUGGAUGAGGUGGAAUCAAAGUUCUGCCGCAAUGUUUCAGUGAUUUCGCCGUCUCCUUCCGAUAUUAAAGAGACCAAAAGAAAAACAGAGGGAAAAAGCCGAACGCAAUGUUCUACAAACCAAGUGCCACGUAAAAGCUUUGACGAGGAUGACAUUGAUUCUCUUCUGGAGGAUAUACUUGAUGAUGGUGACUCCCUCAAUUUAGAUAUGCCCAAAGCAACAAAGAAUGACUGUAAGAGUUCACUGUCACAGCCAGCAGGUAGAAGAUGUUGUCCAGUUUUUUUGGGGGGAAGCUCUGUAGCAACUGGUGUUGGAACGAGUACUUCACAAAGGGCUUGCAGUCAGCUGAGAUGCACUUCCUGUGACUUCCGUGUGAUGUCAUUUGACGAUCAUGAAUGGGACUCUUCUUGCGAUUACCUGUUUUUCAGGAACAACAUGCCCGACCGUCAGAAGCUACAGGCCAAGCUAAAGAGGAAGAGGACCUCGCGAGCAUACGCCUGCCAGUGCAGCUGGCGCUCCACACUCAUCCUCACGGACCUGAGGGACCAGCCCGAGCUCAAGUGGGUCUGCGGGAAGCACGAGUCUUAAGGGUUCACCACAGUGUUUGGGGGUAUCAUGCUGGGAUUUUUUCAAAAUAACGUUUAACUGCUGAUCUCUUUUGUGUAUAUGACAUUAACAUAAGUAGCAAAAACGAACAGAGAUUGCACCCCACCGCAAUACUCCCAUAAUAAGUACGAAAGCAUGGACAGUGAUUCCGUUCACAAGGGUCUUUGUCAGGAACUUGAAUCAAACCUUCGUCCGUGCUCACGUGCAAAUGGACUUUUCACAGGAGCAUCACAGGAGUGUGUGGGCUGUUUCUGUGUGUUCUUCAUGCUAUGUCCUUAGUCCUGACCCUGUGGCACAGUCGAAAGUGUGUGUGUCACGUGUUGUGUUAUGUUGCAUCAAAAAUCAUGUCAGACGUUGAUGAAACACCUUGACACAUGUUUUUGUAUUGGCAUAUAUACAGGGUCAGUUCCAGAUUGCUUACUCGGUUGCCUUGCUACACGAGAACUGCUGCUGUAAAGGCAGUGUGGCGCAGAUGGCAGUGAAUCUGAAGUAUGAAUCAUUGGUCAGGGCUGGAGCAGGCUUGCAGUAGCUCUGCUAAUGCAGUGAGUGAAUGCUAGCUGUUGUAUCGGGGGCCCUUCUGACAGGCCAGGGUCAUUGUGACCGCCUGUUAUUUUCAAUGGGACGCUUGCCACUGAGAAUCUUGAAACAAACCACAAGUUCACGUGGUCACACUGCGACCAACUUUUCACCACAUGGGCGCUUGACAUAGUAAUGCAUAACCACAAGGGCUAUAGUGUUCUCCAUUGGUGUUUUGGUGAUCAGCUGCUGGUGAUGUCUUGCUGGUAAUAUCGCCCUAGAAAGGACUGGACAUAGCAACUGCCUAUCUGCCUCUGACAAAUAGCUAACCUAUUUCAGAAGCAGAUGACCACGACCAAUGAGAAUGGUCCCUUAGUUGGGACCCUGACAAUCCUGUAACUGCUUUCCAAAACACUGACCUAUAGAUUCAGUCAAAUGCACCAUUUUAAAGGCGUAUGCAGUUUAAUCAAAUCAAACUGAAGUUUUUUUUUUGGCUCAAGGAAGUUGAUCAUGAUCAUAGACUGAAAUCUCAAGAAGAGAAACUAAAAAGAGGAAAAGGCGCUGCCUGAGGACUGUGGUGCUCAGGUUGGAGGCAUGUGAGCUUGCCUGUUUUAAAGAAUCUGUUUGUCUCCAACUUUACAAUUCUCCCUGUUUUAGGACAUACCAAAAGAAGUUUUGAAAAAUAAGUGAAUGGAGGAUUAUCAUCACAGUUGAGCUGUGCGACAUGUAAGGAAUAAGAUGAUUGAUUUUCUUUUCCUACUCUUGUCUUUAAUAUUUGAGGUAUGCAGAGUAUAGAAAAUAGUGGGAUUUGGUAUUUGUGGGACAAACAUUCCACUUUUGACUUAAUGGAAAGUGUUGCUCUUGUGAUGAGAACACUGCUCCUAGCGUCAUAGCUUUGACUCGUUAUUGAAUGCCGAUCACCACAAUGACCUCUUUGAACUGUGAAGAAAAACACUUUAAUCGUGAGACAAAUGUGUGAAUCCUGACACCUUGAAUUGAUGUUGUCAUAUAAAAUCACAUGAUACUUUUGACCCAUUAACUGCUGUUGACUGAUCUAACAGACAUAUGACUGAAUUCUUAGCUGAUAGAAAGUUAUUUUAAUACUGUGACAGACUGGUUGAGUGAUGUAAAGGGCCUGUCUUUUAUUUGGGUCACAAAGCUAAAGGCCAGUUCAGGUUAAAUCUUCAACAGUCAACAAGAAGGUUGUAAAAUGUUUUCAGAAGAAAUUGUAUAGAGCGUGAACUAUCCAGUUUUAGACUGUCUGAUGUACCUUCGGCGAUUGAACAUGUGACAGUUUGAAUCCAGGGGUAAAAUUAAAAUGAGCUGAUCAGCUGAACCAACUUUUAGCUCCUUGUUACAGAAAGAAUCAUGUAAUUUUUUGCCCAUGUAUUACAGUUUUUUAUGAUUGCUUUGACUCAUUUUGCACAACAGAGUUUCAGUGUGCAAAACUCUUAACACAGAAUGCUAUACUGCUCAAUUUGGGUUCAAAAUGUAAUAUAGCAUGCAAAAUAAAAAUACCAGUGUCAAAUCAGAGAAUAUUAUAUGCUAAAGUUUAUCACAGCACCAGAACAUUAGGUAUUUAAAACAAUGAAGUUAAAUCAUUGCUGCAUUUUCAAUAUACAACAGUCAUCAUCAAAUAAUGCUGCCAAACACGCAAUCCUUCUGAUCAAAAGAGAGUUUGAAAGUGUUCUUUGGUCAUAAAAUGCUAUACUCCUAAUCUUGGGCUCAAAAUUAUAUAUAGCAUGCACAAUAGAAACAACUGAACCAAAUUAGAUUGUAUUUCAUGCUAAGGUUUAUCAUAGUGUCAGAACAGUGGAAUAGUUUCAUCGUUGAAGUUUAAUUAUUGGUGCAUUGGUGCAAAUACAAUGGCCAUUAUCAAAUAAUGCGGUCAAACACAAAAUACUUGUUAGCAAAAAAGACUAGUCCUCGUAAGUACUUGAAAUUAUGUACAGCAAGCAUCCCCUGUGAUAGACUGCAGUAUAGUGCUUGUGUUUUUAUGAAAGACAAAAUAUUAGAUUAGAUUAUAUGAAGUUUAAACAUUAAAGAAAAAUCAUACAGUAAUGCUGUACUGUAAACUCAACUGUAUUGUACAGUAAAAACAAAAACAACAGUAAAGCAAAAACAGUUACACAACAAACUUUACUGUAAAGUAAAAAAAAAACUGCUUUUCGGUGCUUAAGCAGCAUUUUGCCUGUCCGCUGCGUUUGGCCACAGAAUUUCGUCGACGUCGCAUCUGAUGUCUUCGUUGGCAAGACAGCGCAGGUGAAAUCUUUUAGAGUGUCUUAUCCACCCCCGACACUGCUGGGCUGUAAUUUCAUUGCAUGCCUCAUCCAUGUCCUGAAGGAGCGUUGCCUGCUCAUAUGGACGUCUAUCAUAUACCUUCCACCUGAAGGCUGAGAAAAACUCCUCGAUGGGGUUCAGAAAGGGGGAGUAAGGUGGUCACAACUGCUCUUCUGCCUCCUUGGCUACGACUGCGACCCCGUCCAUGACCACGAUCCUGUUCUUCGUUACCAACCUCAACCUCACCGGCCUGCUCUAUGCUGUCAGAAACUGCCAUUCAGGUUUCUAAGCAGCCUUUUAUGUAGUGGUGAAGAGAUUAUCAAUUGUGUUACAAUGCUACUCACCUGGGCAAGGUUGUUGGAAGUACUGAGACAUGACUACAAACACCUGUUGAAUUGAUUUAGUGAUCUGCAUUUGUAGCAAUAAGCAUUUGAACAUUGUUGUAAUAUUAGGUGGCUGUAUUCUGAGAAUGGAGCAUAUGAUUUAGAGUUUGGCACUUUCUGUUAACAGUUUUGCAUUUUGUAUGUCAGCAUAGGAUGCAGUGUCUUAAGGUAAGAAUUCUGCAAGUCAGUUUAGCACCUUGCAUUAACAGUUUUGCACUUUGUAUGUCAGCAUAGGAUGCAGUGUCGUAAGGUAAGAAUUCUGCAAGUCAGUUUAGCACCUUGCGUUAACAGUUUUACACUUCGUAUGUCAGCAUAGGAUGUAGUGUCUUGGAGUAUGAAUUUUGAAAGUCAGUUUGGCACUUUGCAUUUUGAGUUUUGUACAUUGAAAUUUUGCUGUGCUAAAUGAGUCAAAGCAAUCGUAAAAAACUGUAAUUUGUAACUGCAUAGCCUUAGAAACAUAAAUGUUUUUUUUUGUCUUUUUUUUUCAAAAAUGGCUAUUCCCAUCUUGUGUAAUCUCACAGAUUUGAUCUGAACUGGGCUCCAGUAAAGGAGUCUGUUCACUCCUUAUUUACAUUGUUUUGGUGAAAUUCUGUGUGGUUGCGCAGUAUUCCUUUAGUCUGCUUGGAGAUCCUCAGGUGAAAUGCGCCACAUGGAGUGAGUGCAGGCUUUUUUCUAUCAAUGACCCAGUCAAACUUGUGAUUGGUAACACUACACGAAGGUUACAGUAAUUACAGUGAAUUACUGCAUUAAUUACAAUUCACAGUUUAGCAGGUACUUUUAACCAAUGCAACUUACAAAAGUGCAUUUCAUGUAGUAAGAAAACACCUUAAGGUUACAUAGAAGAGCCACUGUCAUAUGUGCUUGUCUCAAGACCUGUGAGAUAAAGGGAGAUGGGUGCUAUUUAGGAGGAUGAGGACGGGGUUGAGUGACAGCUCAUGCUGAGUGAAGAGCCUCUGUGACUAUGUGGAGAGCACUCUCAGUGGAGAGCAGUAUUCAACAUGAAACCUGAUUGGUUGAGGUUGAGGAGGAUUAAUGGGGAGACAGUUUGUUGCAGACUCCACAAACAAGUUUUAUCAUCAGUGUAACUAUUGCAAGGUGUUACUGUUAAAUACAGAAAGAGUCCAAACAAUGAGUCUCUUGUAUGAAGGAGAUCAAUCAUUUGCACCUGGUUAUGCGGUGUUUGCAGGCAGUGGAUGGAGGUUCUAUAAACAAUGCUUUACGCUGUAAAUUUCCCACAGUAAAAUGCAAAGGCGGGAAAGGCAUAAGAUACUUGUAUUCUAAUAUUUAUAUUCCAUUCGUUUUUCACAAAUAAUUA
Molecule: messenger RNA, 5187 nt
Organism: Anguilla anguilla (European eel)
Lineage: Eukaryota; Metazoa; Chordata; Actinopteri; Anguilliformes; Anguillidae
Gene: cfap418
Product: chromosome 1 C8orf37 homolog
Exons: 6
Coding region: 64-675 (203 amino acids)
Cellular component (GO): cytosol
Source: RefSeq, a predicted model, not a curated record